AUGGUGGCCAUCUACAGAGCCCUCAAGCUCAUGACAACAAAAAAGUCCCUAAAAACAGCAGCGGUGCUCAGCGAUUCGAAGUCGGCACUAAUGUGCCUGGCCGACCCGAACGGUCUGAACCCUAUAGCCCAAAAAAUUCGUGAAAAGAUUGCGGAUCUCACAGCCUCUGGGGGACAAAUAAGCAUGUUUUGGGUGAAAGCACAUGACACGAUCCCUGGCAAUGAGAGAGCGGACGAAUUAGCAAAGGAAGCUGCAACAAAACUAAAAGGUAGACAUGCAUACGACCUGUUCCCGCUCUCUCACGCCAAAAGAAUUCUAAGGGAUGCGACAAUCUUAGAAUGGCAGGCAAGAUACGAGGAAGCUGCCGCGGGCGGAACAACAAGGAUGUUCUUCCCUGAGGUAAGAAAGGCCCACAAAAUAAUCAAAAAGAUCAGAAUGGACAACUGCUUAGCCCAACUAUUUACCGGACACGGAGGCUUCAGGUCGUACCUCUACAAGAGAAAAAUUUGCAGCACCCCUUAUUGCGUGUGUGACGACCAAACCGAGGAAACGGUAGAACAUAUCCUAUUUGACUGCCCGAGGUUCAGCAAAUUAAGGCAUGAUAUAGAAAAUGAGACGGACACCAAUAUAGAGAAGCACAAUCUGCCCAUAAUCAUUGAGGAUGAUCGCCACAGGAAAAAGUUUUUAUCCUACGCAAGGAAAGUCGUUCAGAAAGCUGGUGUGGCAAACGGGGCGAACUACAAUUAG
Melitaea cinxia (Glanville fritillary) is the source of this 747-nucleotide messenger RNA. RefSeq lists its product as uncharacterized. Bases 1 to 747 code for a protein of 248 amino acids. The transcript has a single exon. Gene Ontology annotation, molecular function: RNA-DNA hybrid ribonuclease activity; nucleic acid binding. The record is from RefSeq and is a predicted model, not a curated record. Lineage: Eukaryota; Metazoa; Arthropoda; Insecta; Lepidoptera; Nymphalidae.